Moneuplotes crassus is the source of this 3105-nucleotide messenger RNA. The record is from the annotation of a GenBank genome assembly. Lineage: Eukaryota; Ciliophora; Spirotrichea; Euplotida; Euplotidae.
AUGGAAAAUGAAACAAUCCUGCAUGCAAGUAGACCCUUCUUCUUUUCAAUCUUCAUUGUAAAUGCUCCUUGAACUGUCCUAGCAAUCUCUAUUGCUGUGAUGUUCCUUCUUUCUGUGAUUACCUUUGUUUCUGGAGCAAUGGAAAAUAGCCAAGAGCACAGAAGAGAUUACCUUGUGUGGGAUGCUACCCCUGUAAAAGAAUACGAUAUGCAAUACUUGGCUGAAGAGAAAGUCCAGACAAACUAUCCAGAUGGGGUGCAACCUCUAAGGACUACACUUAAUGAAGUGGAAACUACUAACCUAAUCUACGAAUGUGAUAAUUGCUCAACUUUGCUUACAGUAGAAAAUCUGCAAAAGAUGUAUGAAGUAGAGAAGAAAUUCUUUGAACUCGAAGACUACAGCAAGUUCUGUAAAGCAGCUAGCAGCACCGAUUCAUCAUGAGACUCAAGUGGGUGGUCUUCCUUUGUUAAGAAUAACUUUGAGUCAACCAUUAGUACCCUCACACAGGCUCAGAUUGAUGCAAAACUGGCAGAUAUUUCAGCAAAUUCUGCUGUGUACUAUCAAAACAACUACUUCUUUGAUGAAUCUUUUUCACAAUCCAACACUAUUUCAAAGAAGAUGAGAUCUAUAUUUUUGUUUGCAAAUCCAAUUGAAUAUGAUGGUAGAAGGUACAAAACUUUUAAUGAGGAUGAACGCGACCAAGAAAGUGCCUUUAUUGAAUUCUCCAAGAAAGCUAGAAGCGAACUCAUUAAUAUGCCAGCAAACUUCGAAAUUAAAUUUUACAAUAAAAGAUGGUAUGAAGGUGUUAUUGAUGAUCUCACGCUUGAAGAUGUAAGACUCUUGGCUGCUAGCUUCGCAGCAGUAUUUAUUUAUGUAGCCUUCCAUCUGCAGAGUGCAUUCUUAGCAUCUGUAGCUAUGCUUGGCAUUGCUUUAUCUUUACCAGUGGCAGUAUUUAUUAACAGAUUCAUAUUUCAGGUUACCAUCUUUAAUUUUAUCAACUACAUUUCCAUCUUUGUGAUCCUUGGAAUUGCAGCUGAUGACGUAUUUGUAUUUACUGAUUGCUGGAAGCAGUCAGCAACUUUUGGCCAGCUAAAAGAAGAAGGUGACACAAAGAUCGAUUGGCUUCGCAAAAGAAUGAACUAUACAUGGAGGAGGACAUCCAAAGCUAUCCUGACAACGUCUCUGACAACAUGUAUGUCCUUUUUAGCAACUGGGUUUAGCAAGUUAUUACCAAUCUCAGCAUUUGGGUUCUUCUCUGCUAUGUUUGUAAUGAUGCUUUACGUAUUCACCAUCACUAUUUACCCAUGUUGCAUCAUUCUGUUCGACAAAUAUCUAGUUAACAGGUGAAAGUAUUGUCCAUAUAUCAGAUAUCUCCUAUUAUGAAAAUGCUGUUGUCACAGGAGCAAAGACUCCGAAAAAGAAAAUGAAGAUGCUUCGGAGAAUGAUAGUGAAAAAUUUGAAUCCCCAGUCAAAAAAGUUCCUUACAUUUCCAGACCCAAUGGAGACAACCCUUCAGGUCAUUCUGUAAGGCAGAGUGACGGGUAUGAUACUAAGCCUAAGACAAAAGGAUCCUCCAACAACCCCUCUGAGAAUAACAAAGAAGAGGAAGAUCAUGAUGGAGGUGAAGAUUCCCAAAAUCCAAAUAAUAUUUCAAGAAGGAUCUCUCAUGAAAUCGAAAACGAGAUAGACAAAGGAAGGAAAGAGACCAAGGCCAACGAUGAUGAGCCGGAGAUUGAAGAACUUACACCUAUUGAGAAGUUCUUCCGCAAUUAUUGGAACUCAUGGAUGAACAAGUUCAAGUUCCUUAUCUUUGCUGUCACAAUAAUCUGGGUAAGCUUUGCAAUCUGGAGAGUUACCAGGUUCAAAACUGCUAAAAAUCCUAUUCAAAGACUUGAGAGUGACCAUCCCCUCGAGGUUCUUGAUCAUAUGGUCCAGAAUGACUUCCAUUCAGCACUGAAUACUGGGAAAAUAGAAGUCAGCUUUGUUUGGGGGCUUGAAGGAUUAGAUAAAAAGGGAGUUGGUAGAUGGGAUCCUACAAACCUUGGAAAACUUAUUUACGAUGAUACUUUCAACCUUGCUCCUGAAGAAAACCAACAAAGACUCCUCGACAUAUGUGCUGACUUAAGAAACCAAGAUCUGGUUGAGAACAGAGUUGUGACUUGAUGGAUUGAAGAUUUUGUGGCAACUCAAGGAGGAGGAUCUCCUGUCUCAGAAGCUAGUUUUUACACUCAACUUCAGGCAUAUAUUUCCACUAGUCAAGGAAAUGAAUAUUAUACUCAGAAUCUGAUUGGAUACUUCGAUGGCAAACUUCAUUUUACUCAGAUCGUUGCACUGACUCCUGAGGCUCCCUUUCAAGGAAGGAAGAUAUUGCAUCCAAUUUAUGGAAAAUGGGAGAAACUAAUUGACUCGUAUAACAAUGGCUCUCCAGAAGGACUCAAUAAAGCCUUUCAGACAAGUGGAUAUCAUUGGGCCUGGCUUGAAACUGAGAAUGAGAUGGUUAGAGGAGUCAUAGUAGGGAUCGUCAUCUCUUUAUGUUUUGCAUUCUUAGUCCUUGUGUUCUCAACUCUGAACAUAAUGAUCGCUCUCUACGCAGUCUUAAGUAUCUCAGUCAUUGUCACAUCAGUUAUUGCAGUGAUGGAGCUUAACUCAUGGGGUCUUGGAGUCAUCGAGGCUAUCGCAACUGUCAUGAUUAUUGGAUUCUCUGUGGAUUAUGUGGUCCAUUUAGGCAACCACUAUGUUGAAUGCCCAUUCGAUAGCAGAUAUCAAAGAAUGCAAGAGGCUUUGGCUAGUAUAGGAAUAAGCAUAGUAUCUGGAGCAAUUACAACUAUCGCUAGUGGAAUCUUCUUGUUUGCAGCUGUAAUAAUCUUUUUCACAAAGUUUGCAGUCCUCGUAGUCUCAACAAUUUGCUUCUCUAUAUACUGCUCUCUUUUCCUGUUUACCAGCUUGAAUCAUUUCAUUGGUCCAGAGAAGCAUUUCGGUGAUCUGAAGUAUUAUAUCGUGUCUCCAUUAUGGAAAAAGAUCAAAGAAAUAUUUAAUAAUUGAAGAAGCAAAGCCCCUCAGCCAGAGCCUAAUCCAGAGCAUAAUUCAAGCCAGGAGGCUCAUUAA